ACUCCUUCAUGAGAGUCAAGGUCGGAAGACUGGGUGGGGAGGCUGUCCCAGGCCAGCUGAUUUCCAUUGAUGACAACAGAAUGGUGUGGCACCAGAGCUUUCACCAGGAAGGAAAAGAAGGAGGGGGAGCCAUUCUGCUGCUAUGAUUGUGCUCCAUGUCCUCAAGGCAAGAUUUCAUCCCAGAAAGAUAUGGAUGACUGUGUUGCAUGCCCCGAAGACCACUAUCCACACAGGAACCAAUCGCAAUGCAUUCCAAAGACCAUCAGCUUCCUGUCCGUUAAAGAGCCUCUGGGGAUGAGCUUAGCAUUGUUGGCUCUUUCUCUCUCUCUCCUCACAGUGGUGGUCCUAGCCAUCUUCAUUAAACAUCGGGACACACCCAUUGUCAGAGCAAACAAUCGGGACCUCACCUACACUCUCCUCACUUUCCUCCUGCUCUGCUUCCUCUGCCCAUUGAUCUUCCUCAGCCCUCCGGAAAGAGUGAGCUGCCUGCUCCGACAAAUGGCUUUUGGCCUUGUUUUCACAGUGACCGUUUCUUGUGUUCUGGCCAAGACUAUCACGGUGGUUCUGGCCUUUGUGGCCACCAAACCAGGAUCCAGAAUGAGGAAGUGGGUGGGGAAAAGACUGGCAAGCUCCAUUGUGAUUUCUUGUUCUCUUAUUCAAGUGGGCAUUUGUGCUGUGUGGUUAGGAACCUCUCCCCCAUUUCCUGAUUCUGACAUGCACUCUGCGAUGAGGGAAAUCAUUCUAGGCUGUAACGAAGGAUCAGUUGCCCUGUUUUACUGUGUCCUGGGCUACAUGGGCUUUUUGGCCAUUCUCAGCUUUGUUGUGGCCUUUUUUGCCAGAAAACUGCCUGACAGCUUUAAUGAGGCCAAAUUCAUCACCUUCAGCAUGUUGCUCUUUUGUAGUGUUUGGAUCUCCUUUGUUCCAGUGUACCUGAGCACCAAGGGGAAAUACAUGGUGGCUGUGGAGAUCUUCUCCAUUUUGGCCUCCAGUGCUGGGAUACUGGGCUCCAUCUUUGCUCCCAAAUGCUACAUCAUUGUGCUAAGGCCUGAUUUGAACUGCAAGGAGAUGUUAAUAAAGAAGAAAUAACAAAUUAACCUAACAUCUCUGUUUUUUGUUCUAUCAGAAUAUGGGCAAAUUAAUCUCUCUUUUUCUACAUCGUAUAACCAUGUUAUAUUUUAUCU
Molecule: messenger RNA, 1181 nt
Organism: Podarcis muralis (Common wall lizard)
Lineage: Eukaryota; Metazoa; Chordata; Lepidosauria; Squamata; Lacertidae
Source: RefSeq, a predicted model, not a curated record